CCAGAGUGGUUCCUAGCUAUCGAGCAUGAUGCUGGUGGCAGCCCUGCGUGGCCUUCUGCUCCUCUGCCUGGUUGAGGAGGGCAUCAGCAAAGUCAGAAGAUACUACAUCGCUGCAGUGGAAACCACCUGGGACUACAUGCACAGCAACCUGCUCUCCGUGCUGCAAGCGCCAGCAGGCAUGUCGGGGCACUCAGACCCACAGACGUCCAUGUCUGGUGUCCCUCCCCGGUACUGGAAGGCUGUGUUUGUGGAGUACCCCAAUGCCUCGUUCAUGCAGCCCAAGCCCAAGCCAGCAUGGAUGGGUCUCCUGGGCCCCACCAUCCGAGCAGAAGUCUAUGACACAGUGGUUAUCACAUUUAAGAACCUGGCCUCCCGCCCAUACAACCUCCAUGCUGUCGGAGUGUCCUACUGGAAGGCGUCAGAGGGUGCACAGUAUGAGGAUGAGACCAGCCAGCCAGAGAAGGAGGGUGACAGAGUGGAUCCAGGGAAGACACACACAUACAUCUGGGAAAUCCAGCAAAACCAUGGUCCGAUGGAUGGUGACUCACCAUGCUUGACCCACUCCUACUCCUCCAACACUGACAGUGUGAAGGAUAUCAACUCUGGUUUGAUCGGAGCCCUGCUUGUGUGCCGACCUGGGACCCUGGCGAAUGAUGGGAACAAGGAGGCGCAGCAAGAGUUUGUGAUGCUCUUUGCAGUGUUUGAUGAAGGGAAAAGUUGGUACUCUGAGCCCAGCUCCCGGGCAGCUCCUCAGCCCCUGCUUCGCAACAGGACGGAGAUGCACACCAUCAAUGGCUACAUCAAUGGCUCACUGCCUGGUCUCACACUGUGCCUCAAGAAGCAGGUCCACUGGCACGUGAUUGGGUUGGGCACUGGGCCAGAAGUCCACUCCAUCUUCUUCGAAGCCCACACAUUCCUGGUGAGAAGCCAUCGUCUCAGCAGCCUAGAAAUCUCCCCUGCCACUUAUCUCACAGCCCAGACCAUGCCAAGAACAGCUGGCUCUUUUCAAAUGUUCUGCCAGAUACUGUCCCAUCAGCAAGCUGGCAUGGAGGCCAUUGUGAAGGUGGAGGAGUGUAUGGAGGAGCGCCUGAUGAAGAUGGGGAAGCUGUCAGAUGAGCCAGAGGAUAUGGAGUACCCUGAAGAAGACGAGGAAAUUUAUCAUGUGAUCCAAGUGCGCUCUUUUGCCAAAGAGGAGCCUGUGACCUGGACUCACUACAUUGCAGCUGAGGAAAUGGACUGGGACUAUGCUCCUGUGAAGCCAGUGUCUCUGAACAGAAACAUCACGAGCCUGUUCCUGGAGGCUGGCCCUCAGCGGAUCGGUUCCAAGUAUAAGAAAGUGAUGUUUGUAGAGUAUGAGGAUGCAACUUUCAAGAAGCGCAAGGUGUCAGAUCAACUGGACAAGGGAAUUCUGGGGCCUGUCAUUAAGGGGGAGGUUGGAGAUCAGUUUAAGAUCGUGUUCAGGAACCUGGCAAGCAGACCAUACAACAUCUACCCUCAUGGCCUCACCAGUGUAAGGCCAUACCAUGCCAUGAAGCCCUCUCAAGAUAAGAAUAUAAAGGACAUUCCUAUCCUCCCUGGCCAGUCAUUCACCUACAGCUGGAGGGUCACCACUGAGGAUGGGCCAACGAAGUCGGAUCCUCGCUGCCUCACCCGUUUCUACUACAGCUCCAUUAACCCGGUCCGAGACAUGGCCUCAGGCCUUAUUGGGCCUCUUCUGAUCUGCUUUAAGAAGUCCAUGGAUCAGAGAGGAAAUCAGAUAAUGUCAGACAAGACGAGGUUGGUGCUGUUUUCAGUCUUCGAUGAGAACCACAGCUGGUACUUGGAGGAGAACAUCAGGCGGUUCUGCACUGACGCAGCCCAUGUGGAUACCCAGGACCCCCAGUUUUAUGCCUCCAACGUGAUGCACACUAUCAAUGGCUUUGUGUUUGACAACCUCCAACCAAAACUCUGCCUGCAUGAAGUUGUGUACUGGUAUGUCCUGAGUGUUGGGGCCCAAACAGAAUUCCUCUCAAUCUUCUUCUCUGGAAACACAUUCAAGCACAACAUGGUCUUUGAGGAUGUGCUUACCCUUUUCCCAUUUUCUGGAGAAACAGUCUUCAUGAGUUUGGAAAAGCCAGGCAUCUGGACGCUGGGGUGCUUGAAUCCUUAUUUCAGAGAUCGAGGGAUGCACGCCAAGUUCACAGUCUUGCAGUGCCAGCAUGAGCAAUACCCUGAUGGGGAAGAUUAUGUGGAUUUUGAGGAGGAGGAGGAGGGCGUUUUUGACUUCCAACCCAGGGGCUUCUCUAAAAGAAAGAGAUGGCACAGACCAUGUGUGAAUGAGCAACUGAACAAUGUCACCUCUUCCAGAAAUGAGACAGAGAAGCGAAGAUUGUGCUUAACAGAGCACAGCUAUGGUGCCCUCCUGAGCAAUGGCAGGAUUUCUGAUCCCACUUCCAAUGGUACAUCAACACUUUUAGGAACAAUCCCACAUCCACCUGAUAUUUCCAUGUCUUCUCUGCCAGAGAAAAACUAUGAGCCAGUGUCCUAUGAAUCCCUCCUGGAAGACGAAGAAUUGUCAAAAAUCAUCAGCCAGGAUGAAGGGUUUGAAGCUCUCCCACCUGGAGAACACUUGGCGAGUGUCACUGGGAGGAUCCAUGGUACUGUGAACUCAGAAGAAGGUCAGCACCGGCUGCACCAAGCCACGCAAGCUCCAGAGGUGCAGGAGCCAGUAAAAAUUACAAUGGUCCACUCUGGUGGUACAUUAGAGCUCUUGGAAGCAGAGCCUCAAAAGACAACUACUCAUGCAACAGGCUUGUGGGACUCAAUUGCUUAUACUGCUAGCAAAGCUCCUCUUCAAGAGAAUAGGAGCUCAUUUCACCAGAAUUACCUGGAGUACAAUCUGGGACUUCAAGACACUUCUUCACAGGGUGCUGAGGACAAGUUGCUAAGAGGGGCUGAUAAAAUAUCCUUGAAUCUCUACGAGUCAAAGGAGACAAUCAAUACAGAACCAGCUUUAAGUACUGAUCAUAGUUCUUCCUCCACACUGGACAAUCUUGCAUCUUCAGUCAAGACAGAAGACAACAGGUCUUCUCACACUGUGGUUCACAGUCACAACAGAGAAAGCAAUUAUUCAUCAAAUGAGCUAGAUGCUAGGCUGGAAAAAAGACCUCACAAAAUGGUUUCACAAGGCUUUUACGAAUCUUUUGAAGAGAAAAAUAUUUCUUUCUCAGACCUGGGACCCAGCAAACCUGUACAAGAACGAAUCCUCACAGAUAAGAGUAACUCCUUGACUGCAAAAAGUGGCAGAGAACAAGAAGAUAGUGAACUUGCCAAAAGCACAAGCCUUCUAGAAACCACUUUUGCACACACCAAUGACCUUGAGCCUUCCAGCUAUAUAAUGACGGAAGAGAGAGAUGAACUAAUCUUGGAGGCAGUGUUUCAGGAUGCUACAUCUGCUAAGGAAUUGCCAGAGAUGGACAGUCUUGCCUUUCCUGAAUCAAACAUCAUGGCCAAUGACACAAGGCAGUUCCCAAAUGCUUUCUUAAACAGCCCUGAGCAGUUUCUGAGACACAGAGCUCCAGCCCCGAGCAUGAGUGGCCCCAACUGGAGGCCUCAACAAGCCAAGUCACUGGAGAGCAGAGGCUUGAUGCAUGGUCUGGGUCUUCCCAACACCAGUUGGUCUGGCAGCAGGGUGUCCCUCUCUGACAGUAACAGGGCAGAGCUGGAUCUGGACGGCCAGACCCCUGAGACAGCAGUGAAAAAGAAAGCCCCAAAAGCAUGUGGAACUCAUUCCCCUUUUUGCAGUGCUCGCUUCAAAAAGAGGUCCCUUACAUCCAGUAACACUGUGCCUGAGGUGAUGGGGGCCCAGAAAAGUCUGGAAGAAAAAUCAAACAUGAUUGAAGGGAGACUACACUCGGGCAAGGAUGCUUCACAGGCUCUGCUUGGAGAUAGUGCUAGUGAGAUGCAUUCUGAGAGGAGGCCAAGCACAGAUCGGGAUGUACAGAGCAGCAGUGAGGGGGUCCAGCACAGCACACACUCCUUCCCCACAUGGGGAGCACUGGGGAAUGAAGUAGUGAUGGCAGCAAGCAGCUCGGAAACGCUGGCUACUGCUGUGGUUGCAGAGCUGGCCUCAAACUGGGACAGGACAGCGGGAUACGCUGGGGACUUGCAGAGCGCAGCUUUGGCUGAGCCACAGCCAGGAAGAAGUGCUGUCUGGGGGGCUCCUGGGAGUGAGCAAGCUCAGGGUAGAAGCCAGAUGGAGGAGGAGACAAACUCUGUGGAGCAGCUGGGUCAGUUUGGUCCUCAGCCUCAGCAGCUCAAGGCCAAUGCCAUGAAGGACUAUGUGCCUGAGAGCAUGUCUGGGCAAAGCCCAGAAGAAAUCCCCAUAAAACCAGCCUCCAAAGAGAACUAUUCCUUGUUCUCAAGCAGUCCUCAUCACAACCACAGCACUACCAAAAAACUAACCAAAUACGUGCAAGCCAGUCCAGAUGGAUGGCAGGUGCUCAGUGGGGAAGAUGUCCUCAGCGAAACUAGGAAGAGAGACGGCCAGGGCCUAGGAAAGCCCAAAGAAGAUGGCGAAAGCAACAGCACAGCUGGGAAGAGGAACCAUGGCCCAGGACACAGGGAGAGACCAGCUCUGAACAAUGGAACCCUUUCCAGCCCCUCGAGGCUAAAAUCUCACAAGCCAGACUACGAUGAGUAUGGUGACACAGAGCAGACCGUGGAGGAUUUUGACAUCUACGGGGAAGAGGAACACAAUCCACGAUCCUUCCAGGGGGAGGUACGGCAAUACUUCAUUGCAGCAGUGGAGGUGAUGUGGGAAUACGGGAACCAGAGACCCCAGCACUUCCUAAAAGCCACGGACCCCUGGAGCAGCAGAAGGAAGCCUUUCCAGCAGUACCGCAAGGUGGUUUUCCGAGAGUACAUAGACGAUUCCUUCACACAGCCGCUGCUGCGGGGAGAGCUGGAUGAGCACUUGGGCAUCCUCGGGCCAUACAUCAGGGCAGAAGUUGAAGAUGUCAUCAUGGUUACGUUCAAGAACCUGGCCUCACGACCCUUCUCCUUCCACUCCACACUGCAAGCCUAUGAGGAGCCGCAGGGCACAACACAGGGUGGAGAGGUGGUGCAGCCCGGUGAGCUCCGGAAGUACUCCUGGAAAGUCCUGCCCCAGAUGGCACCCACCACACAGGAGUUUGACUGCAAAGCCUGGGCUUACUUCUCCAACGUGGACCUG
Molecule: messenger RNA, 5212 nt
Organism: Leptosomus discolor (cuckoo roller)
Lineage: Eukaryota; Metazoa; Chordata; Aves; Leptosomiformes; Leptosomidae
Source: RefSeq, a predicted model, not a curated record